AUGCCAAAAAGAAAAAGAGCUGUUAACAGUAGACAAAAGCGAGAGAAUGACAAAAAGAGAAAAAGGCAGCAGAGACAAAAAACUGCACCUGGAGAUGUCCCAGCAGAUCAGACUCUAACAGACUCUUCUGUUCCUUGUCGGACAGAGGAGGAAGCUGUUUCAGCUUCUCCCGGUAAUUUUCCGGGGCUUGGUUUUAUGGGGUUCCCACCUAAAGAGGAAAAACCCCUGGCCAGGGUGCAGGCCUCGCCUCGAGUGAAAAUGCAUUCACCUGCCCCGAGGUUGCCAUCUCCUCGGGGAAGUCUGUUUGUCCGUGAACAGGACAAGGCACCGUCCCCUGACUCCCUAGAAUGGGUUUGUGCUCCACCGAGGGCAUCUGGACCGGACACCGUGCACGUGUCUGGACCAGCAGGUCAGGCGCAGUUGGAAACCUCCAUGUAUGGAGGGACCAGCAGGAAAAUAAAAGAUGAGGGCAACUUGACGGUAAACAAAAAGGAAACUAAAAGGAAAUCAAAUAGAAAUGAGAACGGAAACAAUGAGAAACAUACUUUUUCAGAUAGAUAUAAUGAUGGAAAGACUGAGAAAACUAGUGCAGAUUUGUGGCGGCAGAAAUCAUCUAAAGAAGGAAAAACAGAAUGUGGUUUCUUUGCCUUCGAUUCGCAUUCUAGGUCCUCUGAUGGAAUGUUAAGUGUGACCUGCUCAAUGAAUUGUAUUGAAAAUGACAGGAACAAAGAUGAGGAAGAACAAGAUGCUGUUGUGCUAUUUGAAAAAGAAACUGUAAAGGCAAGGAGCAAACUGAAGUACAAGUUUGAUGAAGCACACAGGAUACAAGUCAAUGAAGCAAGUACAAAACGAUACAGGGAAAAUAAAACCUACCGGGAUGCAAAACUUAAUGCAGCGGCUGAGAAAUACGAGUCUGAUGUUUCGUUCAGGUCAAAAAGAAAAGCCUCGAGUAAAAAUCAGUAUGAUUCCAGUCCAGCUAAAAAAGCACGAAUCAAGGAGAGAAUAACAAAUCAGAAAUCUGUUAAGCGAGCUAAACUUGAAAACCAGGAUGAGAUAGUGAAAUUAUUUAAAGAGAAAGCUGUGCAGGGCAUAGAUUAUUCAUGUUGCUGCUGUGAUCGACUCUUGUUCAAAAAUCAAGUUCAGAAGUGUGAACAACACAACUAUGCUAAAAAUGAGCAUGCAGCAAAUGUUGCAGACUUGUGCAUUCAAGACAAAUUCGCAAAAGACAGCAACUAUGUUUUCUUCAGCCAGUUCAUGUCUGAUUUAAAUCAAGUUAUAGAAAAGACACAGAUAUCCAUCAGAAAAUCGGUUAGAAGAAUAGAAGGGGAGCGUAAAAUGACUGCUAAUAUGGUACAAAACCCAGAAAUUUUAUCAAAGAUGAUGAAAAAUGACGAGGCUUUGCGAUUCAUGCAACCCAUACGUGGAACACCAGCAUAUUGGUCAGCCGCACAAAAAGAUCUGUUUGCUAUGCUUCGUCAAUUAGGAAUUCCUACAUGGUUUUGCUCAUUCUCUGCUGCAGAACAUAGAUGGAGUGAUGCAAUUGCAACAAUACUAAGACAGCAAAAUGAUAGCAGAGAUCCAAGUAAGAUGGACUGGGCUGAAAAAAACGAAGUCCUCAGAAGUAAUCCUGUCACAGUUGCUAGAAUGUUUGAACACAGAUUUCAUGUUUUUCAGACGGAAGUUAUAUUUUCAUCAUCACAACCGAUUGGAAAAGUUUCAGAUUAUUUCCAGAGAGUCGAAUUUCAGCAAAGAGGAUCACCCCACAUGCAUUGUUUAUAUUGGAUAGAAAAUGCACCAAAACUUGAUGAAAACGGAGAGGAGGAAGUAUGCAAUUUUAUUGACAAGUAUGUAAGUUGUGCAAUACCAUCUGACAAUGAAGACUUGGAGCUCAAGAAUAUUAUUUUGUCUGUACAACAACACAGCAAAAAACAUUCGAAGUCAUGUAGAAAAAAGGGCACAGAAUGUAGGUUUAAUUUUCCUAGACCACCAUCUACUUGUACGUUUAUAAACUCUCCAAACGAGCAGGACACACUUGAAGAUGAUGCUGAUGCAAUUCAGUUAAAAGUGGAACAUGCAAAAGCUAAACAAAUCCUAUUACAAGUUUGGAAUGAAGUACAAGAUGAAGAAAAUGGACUGGAAAACACAGAACAGAUUUUCGAAAAAUUGGGCUUGACACAGUCUCAGUACAUAGAAGCACACAGAAGAUUAGCAAAGAAAACAUCAGUAGUUCUAAGAAGAAACCCAUCAGAACUGUGGACCAAUCAAUAUAAUCCGUGUCUUUUGAAAUGCUGGGAUGCUAAUAUGGAUAUUCAGUUUGUUUUGGAUCCAUUCAGUUGUAUUGUCUACAUAAUUUCUUACAUUUCAAAGUCUGAGAGAGAAAUGGGAAUGGUGUUAAAGCAAACGAAAAUAGAGGCAGAAGAGGGUAAUGAGAGUGCCCGUACAACCUUAAAGAAAAUUGGAUCUGCAUAUCUAAAUCAUAGGGAAGUGAGUGCUCAAGAAGCUGUCUAUCGUGUAUGUAACCUGAAAAUGAAGGAAUGUUCAAGAAAGGUUGUAUUUGUACCAGUGGGUGAAAAUCCGACAAGACUGACAAAACCGUUGUCCCAAAUCAAAAGAAAACGCACAACAAAAGACGAUGACGAAGAUGAAGAAGACGAUGAAGACAUUUGGAUGACAAACAUAGUAGAAAGAUACGAAAAUCGGCCAAACGAACCAUUUUUUCAAAAUAUGUGUCUUGCAGAGUUUUGCUCAGAAUUUAGAGUGCUUGCUAAAUCACAGGUUCCCAAGACUCAUAAUGAAAAUGUGUAUGAACUGCAAAACUCAAAGGGAUUCAUUCAAAAGAGAACACGCACACAACCAGCAAUUAUACGAUACCCAAGAUUUGAUGCUGAGAAAAUGUCAGAGAAGUAUUACCAAAGCCUGUUACAACUAUUUUUGCCUUACUGGGGAAUUAAUCAGUUAAAACCACCAGGUUUUGAUCAAUAUGAUACAUUUUACGAAAACGGAUACAUACGAAUCACAGCAAAGCAGAAGUUGAAAUCAGUCAAAUCAAUUGUGGACGAAAACAAAGCAAGGUAUUCUCAAAAUGAAGAUGUAAUCGCACAGGCACAGGAAAACUUUGAAAACAUCGGGGUACCAGAAGAUGCUUGGGCAAAUCUCUGUCCAGAGACAGAAUUAAUGAGACAUGAAUUGUCUGCAGAAAGAAAUGUUGAUCUUGAUUUGAAUGCUACUGAAGAAUUGCCAGAUAUGCAGUCACAAAAGACUAAUAGUGAUGUUCUUUACAAGGUUCAACAAAAUACACAGUCAAAAGAAGAAAUAACAAUUGUUCUUCAAAAUUUGAAUGAGACUCAAAUGAAAGUAUUUUAUAUGGUGCGGGAGUGGUGUUUGAAAAAAAGUUUUGGCGAAAAACUUGAACCAAUGCACAUAUUCAUAACUGGUGGAGCAGGAACAGGCAAAAGUCAUCUUAUUAAAGCCAUACAUUAUGAAGCUUCACGUUUACUUGGAAAACAAUUGACAACUCCCGACAGUGUUUCAGUACUACUUACUGCUUUCACUGGAACAGCCGCAUUUAACAUCGGAGGAAAUACUAUUCACCAUUUAUUUUCGCUGCCGAAACAUAUGCCUUUACCAUAUGAACCAUUGCGAGAACAGAGUCUAAGUGAAAUGAGAGUUCAACUUGCAGAUCUGCAUAUUCUCGUUAUCGAUGAAAUUUCAAUGGUGUAUAAAAGAUUAUUAUACUAUAUCCAUGAAAGACUAGUACAGAUUAAGAAAUGUAAAGAACCUUUUGGAGGAGUCUCGGUAAUUGCCGUGGGAGAUUUCUACCAGCUUCCUCCUGUUAAACAGCGCAAAGAUGAACGUCUCUAUAAAGAAAAUCCACUUUAUCCUUUUGAUUAUUGGGUAGAUCUAUUCAAAGAAGUGGAAUUAACAGAAAUUAUGAGACAACGGGAAGAUAUCCCAUUUGCAGAGGCACUGAAUACACUUCGGACUAGAGAAAUAAAACAAUCACUGGAAGAACAAACCAACUCCAUCCUAAGAGAAUGUAUACGAGAGGGGCCAGACGAUGUCCUUCAUGUUUAUGCAACAAACGAUGAGGUCAAUGCCUAUAAUUUGACAAUGCUCAAGAAGAAAUGUGAAGAAUUUGUUGAAAUUAAUGCUCAAGACUUCACAAAAGAUAAAAGUACGGGAAAACUCAACAUGAGAAGCAAGCCUUUCACAAGGUCUAAAACAGACAGUCUUCCAAGCUCUUUGUUAUUGGGACUUGGUGCAAAAGUUAUGCUCACUAGAAACUGCAAUGUAGGUGAUGGUCUUGUUAAUGGAGUUAUGGGAGUUGUAUCAAAAUUUGUAUAUGGCCAGAGACAUGCAGAAAAAAGUGUUGUUGCAGUAGAAGUACUAUUUCAUAAUAUGAAUGUUGGGAAGAAAACCGGAAAGAGAAGUAGAAAUGGAAAUCUCGUUAUGAUAGAAAGAAUUCAAGAGGAUAUGAAAGAUCAGAAAACAAACAAUGUUGUUCGGCAUCAGUUUCCAUUACGAUUGUCAUGGGCCUGCACAGCGCACAAAGUACAGGGACUGACAGUUGACAAAGUAGUUGUUAAUUUGGACCGAUCAUUUUCACCUGGACAAGGUUAUGUUGCGUUGAGCAGAGUUACAUCAAAAGAAGGUUUAUUCAUUGACUCAGACAAACCUGAAUUGAUACAGAAAAAGAUAUACGCAGACCCAGAAAAACUUGGCUGA
Molecule: messenger RNA, 4725 nt
Organism: Magallana angulata
Lineage: Eukaryota; Metazoa; Mollusca; Bivalvia; Ostreida; Ostreidae
Exons: 6
Coding region: 1-4725 (1574 amino acids)
Biological process (GO): telomere maintenance; DNA repair
Molecular function (GO): ATP hydrolysis activity; DNA helicase activity
Source: RefSeq, a predicted model, not a curated record